UUUUUUAGAUUUUCAGAUUUUUAGACAAGUGAGGGAAAUGCUUCCACUUUAUCGUUUUAAUUUAUUAUUCAAUCAGAGGCUUUUGAAAAACCAAAAUUUUUUAUUUGUUCAUUCUCUGGCUCACAAUCAACAAAAUAUUCCUUCUGGGUUUUUAAUAGGAGAUGAGCCAACAAAAAAGAAGGAAAAUUAUACAAGUGUUCAACGAGAAAAAGAAAGGCGUGAACGUAUAAAUCAAAUAUCAGAUGCUAUGAAUUUAUAUAUAAAAUCAAUUAAUGAACAAGAACAAUUUAUUAAAGAUGAAAUGGUUGGAUUUGAAAGAGGAAAAAGACAUUUGGCAAAUAUAAUGGGUGUUGAUCCUGAAACUAUGACUCAAAAACAAAUCAACACAUCAAUUAAAUAUUUGUUUCCUUCUGGCUUAUUCUCUUUAAAAACACGUCCUGUGAUGCAACCCUAUUCACUUGAUCCAAUAAAGAAAAUUGAUGUGGAUCGAUAUGGAGUUCCUCGGCAUACACUUUUUUAUACUCUAAAACCUCGUUUCUUUGCUAUUCUUUCGGACAUAAAUAGGCGAACACUUCGUUUAGUUCGUGAAUAUGACAAAAAACAAUUGGCGUUGCAUAAGGGAGAAAUUUCUGAAUCUGAAGCAAAAGAAGGGACUUCAUUACCCAUGAAUCGACAUUUUUGGAUUACAAAAGAAGUUUUGCAACUCAAAACUAAUGGAGAAAGGAUUACUGAUGAAAUGUUUGCUGGAUUUGUUAUGGCAUUGGAAUAUAUGUCUCAACUACCAAAUGCUAGUCUAGAAAAAGAAUUUAUUGAUGAUUAUCGAACUUUGCGUUCUGGAGAUGUUGGAAAUGAAACUUUACGUCUUUAUCUUUCUGAAUUGCCAAUAGCUCAUGUCCACCCAGAAACUGGCUUUUUAGAAGCUCAUGGACAUUCUCAUGUUAAAGCAACAAUUGCUACAGCUUUAGUAAGUACUGGUGGAACAGGAAAAAUUACAAUUGAUGGACAUCAUUAUGAUAUUUUGAGGGAUAUACAAGCGAGAGAAAUUCUUUUAUCUCCAUUAAUUGUUACUGGUCUUCUCGGAAAAGUUGAUAUUGAAGCAAAAGUAAUUAAUGGAACUGGUGGGAAAUCUACAACUCCUAGAGCCAUUAGAACAGCAACAGCUUUAGCAUUGGCCGCCUUAUAUCCGGAUUUGGCUGAAAGAUUGAGAUUGGCUGGAAUGUUGAAUUAUGAUAAACGAAGAAGAGAGAGGAAUAAGGUUUUUUUAUUUUUUUUAAAUUGA
Messenger RNA from Meloidogyne enterolobii, 1279 nucleotides. The record is from the annotation of a GenBank genome assembly. Lineage: Eukaryota; Metazoa; Nematoda; Chromadorea; Rhabditida; Meloidogynidae.